This is a messenger RNA of Rhizophagus irregularis DAOM 181602=DAOM 197198, 1173 nucleotides long. RefSeq lists its product as uncharacterized. NCBI's taxonomy places the organism in Eukaryota, Fungi, Glomeromycota, Glomeromycetes, Glomerales, Glomeraceae. The record is from RefSeq and is a predicted model, not a curated record.
AUGCAAUCAACUUCAAUACAAAAUUUUCAACAACAACAAAAAGAAGAAAUUUCUAAAAUACAUCGUCCUGGAGUUGUCGCAAACUUUAUAUAUAAAGUUGUAGAACUUGGUACCUUUACUUACGCUUUUGUCACUGAUGCCAUUAAUAUUUUAACCGGACAAAAAUCGAUUUUUUUAUUCUUUUUGUUGUUCUUUACUCUAAAUUUCUUCCAAUAUAUAUUACUAUAUACCAAAAUGUUUUUUAAAAAAUAUCAACAACAACAAGAAGAAAUUUCUAAAAUAUGUCGUCCUGGAGUUGUCGCAAACUUUAUAUAUAAAGUUGUAGAACUUGGUACCUUUACUUACGCUUUUGUCACUGAUGCUAAUAAUAUAUUAACCGGAAGUCAUUCAGUUUCUACUUGGGGUGAAAAUGUAGAAACUGUUGAAGAUGAAGAACUUCCUCCACCUUACGAUAAUUCUUGGUCUAUGCCAUCAACAACAACAACAACAACAACAUUUGCAACUACUAAUACAACCACAACUGAAACUAAACCUUCACUUGCAAUUUCUACACCACCUUCACAACAAAAAGAUUAUCCAACUACUCAAACUGAAACUAGACCUUCACUUAUAAUUUCACGACAAGAUCAUCCAACUAUUCAAACUUCUCAAAAAAUUACACCAACCCAUUCACCAACAAAUUCAACUUCACGACGAAGACAAUUCCGUGUUCGUCGUGGUCGUAGAUUUAUACGUCGCAAAUCAUCAUCUGUUGAACAUAUGAGUAAUAAUGUUAAUAAUACGAAUACUCAUUACGAUAAUAAUGUCGAUGAUGAUGAAAAUAUUAUCCUUAAAGAACUUACGGAUACUCAUUCUGAUAGUAAUGUCGAUGAUGAUGAAGAUAUUAUCUAUAAAAGAAUUAAUUGUAAAAUAUCUAAUAUGAUAGCCGAAGUUACUGCUGCUUUAAAUAGUAAGGCUGAAGUUACAGAAGUUGACAUGAUACUUGCCGAGGAAAAAGAACGUGAAGAACGAAUUAUGAAAGAAUUUGGAAUUCGGAAAACUCCCAUUAGUAGGCGAGCUCGUACAAAUUUUAUUGUUCACAAUUACAAUUAUAGUACUUACAAUUAUAAUUAUAAUAAUUCCAAUUCCAAUUACAAUAAUUACAAUAACAAUUACAAUAACAAUCACAAUUGA